Messenger RNA from Penicillium macrosclerotiorum, 1455 nucleotides. RefSeq names its product tellurite-resistance/dicarboxylate transporter family protein. Gene Ontology annotation, biological process: malate transmembrane transport. Bases 1 to 1455 code for a protein of 484 amino acids. The record is from RefSeq and is a predicted model, not a curated record. Gene Ontology annotation, cellular component: membrane. Gene Ontology annotation, molecular function: malate transmembrane transporter activity. The transcript has 4 exons. Lineage: Eukaryota; Fungi; Ascomycota; Eurotiomycetes; Eurotiales; Aspergillaceae.
AUGUCCUCUACACUCGAGGUUCCGAGACAUAUGAGAAGUCCUGGCGACGAUGGGUAUCGAACGCCAACCAUUGAAGAUGCGGAGCGGACCUUCGCAUUUCUCGGCGCCACGGGCAGUCCCAGCGGUAAUGCUCGUAAGGUCCACACUUCCGCAUUGGACGCUAAUCUACAUCAUGUCUCGUCGCGACCACGAGACGGGUCGCUCGAGAAGAAGUACAGUCACUGUAUGGAUUAUGACGGUGCGGCCAUGGCUCGAAGAGUCACCGAUACCUCCGCUUCAACUUUAAGCUGGAAAAAGCGAAUUCGUCAUGUUACGUGGGCAUACUUUACACUCACCAUGGCCACCGGCGGGUUGGCCAAUGUCCUAUAUGAAGUUCCAUAUCGAUUCCGAGGAUUGGAUACGAUCGGCACGGUCGUCUUCUUGAUCAACAUCGUCCUUUAUCUGUUCAUCUGGGGACUACUACUUGCACGAUUCUAUCAUUAUCCCUAUACCUUUAAAGCGUCGUUUUUGCAUCCUACAGAGUCCCUAUUUGUCCCUGCAUCAGUCGUCUCUUUCGGCACAAUACUAAUCAAUAUCUCUCAAUAUGGCCCGGGAAACACUGGUCCAUGGCUGAUGGAGGCUGUUGGGAUCCUGUUCUGGAUCGAUUGUGUUCUUGCCAUCUUAUUUUCAGCUGGAAUCUACCUCCUCUUAUGGUCAACUCAGACUUUCACCAUUGCCCAAAUGACACCAAUCUGGAUUUUCCCUGCGUACCCAAUGCUCAUAAUUGGGCCCCAUGCUGGUAUAUUGAGUGCAAAACUAGAACCUGCCCGUUGCUUACGCAUCAUUAUCGGAGGGACCACCAUUCAAGGAGUAGGGUUUCUGGUGUCCUUGAUGGUGUACUCGGCCUUUAUCUAUCGGCUUAUGACCCAGAAACUCCCCAAAGAAAACAUUCGACCCGGCAUGUUCGUUUCAGUGGGACCCAGUGGCUUCACAGUCGCUGGAAUUGUGAACAUGGCAUCGGAAGCCAAACGCUCCUUUCCCUCAGAUUUCAUGGGCAACGGGGAAUUGGCCGCAGAUGUCUUGAGGGUGGUGGUUGAUUUCGCUGCUCUCUGGCUUUGGGGAUUGGCAAUAUUCUUCUUCAUCAUUGCGAGUGCCGCUCAUUGGUCUGCCAUCGGGCACGGUCGGAUGCUCUUUUCCAUGACUUGGUUUUCAUUUGUCUUCCCGAAUACUGCCUUGAUCACGGCUACCUUCGCCAUCGGCAAGGCCUUUUCCUGCAAGGCUAUCAACAUAAUUGGAUGUGUGGCUGUCUUUCCACUUCUUCUCAUGUAUUUCUUUGUUUGCUAUAUGAUGAUUCGAGCUGUCAUAACGCAUCAAAUUCUAUGGCCCCAAAAGGGUGAGGAUAGGGAUGAAGGAGGGUUUGAGAUUCAUCACAUCCGACCCGACGCGGAAAUUUCGGAGGACAACAUAGCUGUUUGA